Chara braunii is the source of this 3570-nucleotide messenger RNA. The record is from the annotation of a GenBank genome assembly. NCBI's taxonomy places the organism in Eukaryota, Viridiplantae, Streptophyta, Charophyceae, Charales, Characeae.
GGACAAUAGCGGUCCUGUUGGAUGCAUGAUGCCUCUCAUACUUGACACCUCCUCCUUUUGUAUUGCGUGGAGCUUCCUUUGUGUCUGACUCGUUUGAUCCCUACCUACUACCGAAAUGGCGCCCUGUGACGUCUUGCUGCAGGCGGCUCAGCUGCUGGCUUUCCACGUGUCCGUCGUCUUCGGUGUGCCUCCUUUGCGACUAUGGAGCCGCGGAAAAGGCGCACCUCAGCAGCGGCCUCGACCGAUCUUGAACAUCUUGGAAGAGAUGGAGAAUGGAACACUAGAGGAUUUUGUGAAUGGUCUGCAUGGUUGGGGGUCGGUGAAGAGCCCGACAGAGGUCAAGAAGAGAGAAAGCUUGGCAGAGCUGCUCCAGGUCGGGAUUGAUGAUAGGCAUAUGAUAUCUCCACGAAGGGGAGGAGGAGCGGAAGAGUGUGUCGUCGUGGAUGUCCAUGGACUCUCCGUUGGCUGUUGCAAGACGACGCCAUGUGGUAGAAAGAAAAAGAAGGACGGUCACCAAGCCCAUUCUCAAGGGGACAGGAAGCCGGCGGGUGUUCCCGCCUCCUCAUCAUCCUCAUCGCCAUCCUCAUCAUCCUCAUCAUCCUCAUCGCCAUCCUCAUCAUCCUCAUCAUCCUCAUCAUCCUCAUCAUCCUCAUCGCCAUCGCCAUCCUCGUCAUCACCAUCAUCAUCAUCAUCAUCCUUAUUGUUGUUGUCAUCAUCAUCAAUAUCAACAUCAUCAUCAUCAUCAUCAUCAUCAUCAUCAUCAUCAGCAGCAGCAGCAGAAGCAGGAGCAGGAGCAGGAGCAGGAGCAGCUAAGACGGGUAGGGAGUCUCACUCUCCAGCGGAUAUCGCGGCAGAGGGAGCAAGAGCCGUUGCCCGGACAGAAUGCAAACGGAUUAACAUCAUCUCGGAUGCGGUAUAUAAGAAAGAUUGUGAAUUCAAUUUGGGUGUCGAGUCGUUCGAGGUCAUUAAAGUUAUGGAAGAGGAGGAGAACAAGAACAAGAACCACCUCCACCGUGGUCAUUACCACGUGGAGCAGAAAUUGGGGCCGAAAUGGGACCAGGGAACGACAUUGGCAAGGCAAUGUCAACGAAUCUCUGAAUUGACAUCGACGUUCCACUCGCAAGUGACUGCGAUGGAUGCAAGUGCCUCAGUCUCUGCUCCUCCUCCUCCUCCUCCUCCUCCUCCUCCUCCUCCUCCUCCUCCUCCUCCUGCUGCUGCUGCUGCUCCUGGUGGUGGUGGCGGUGGUGGUGGUGGUGGGAGCAGAACCACAACGACAGCUGUGCUGGGGACAGAAGGCACCCGGCAAGACGCGGGGCAGCCUGUACGGGCAACAAGCAAGCCGGUAUUGCAGCUGAAGAUCGACACAAGGGUGAACGAACACCAUCAUUGCUUCGAGUCGGCAGAGGAUCUGUUCCAACUGCCCAACCCUGCAUUGCUGCCGGCGGAUCAGACGCGCGCACGAGACGCAAGCUGGCUCCUAGCCUCCCCGGGGCACUUCAGAAAUUCCGCUUCUUCUCCAUGGCAGCUACUCAGGCUCUCUCUGUUCUCAGGACAGCCGCCUCCACGCACACCCGGCCCCACUCCUCCUGCACACUUGGGAGAGGGUGGAGGCAGGCCCUUCCACGUCAGCGAUGAAGGACGCCAUUCUUCUUCUUCUUCUUCUUCUUCUUCUUCUUCUUCUUCUUCUUCUUCUUCUUCUUCUUCCUCUUCUUCUUCCUCUGCUUCUGCUGCUGCUGCUGCUACCAAUGCUGCUGCCGCAAAUGCUGCUGUAGCAGUUACUCCACCAGCUGCUGCCGUCAGAUCUCUAUCGUGUGAAGCAGUGGGCAUCCGACGGCUCCUACGUGAGGCCCCGAUGAAGUCAACAGAUUACUUUGACCGACUGAAUGGGCUCCAUUUACGCGCCUUUUCGCUCGCUUCAGACAAAGUCGAAAGGCGUGGAAGUCCGGCGUUGGGGACUGAUGUUGAGGCCUCCAAGCAGGGGGAAAAGGAGAUGGCAGAGCCUGACGCGGCGAUGGUGGCAUGCCCAGCUGCGGCAGUCGAUCACAUGAGGAUCUCGCCAGAGGGUGUAUCGCUUUUGUCGCCGGGUGAGAGCUGCAGGCUAGGCAUGCAUCUGGACAGGCAUGCAGCACAGGUUCCGGCAGACCAAGUUAUGGCCGCCGUGGAAUGGGAGGGGUCCACGGCUGAUGGUGCUGAGGGGAAGGGUGCUGCAAAUGCUCCCCCCUUCAUUCCUCAAGAAUACGAUCACGUAAUGGCCGCUGAAAAUGAAGAAGAGGGCAUUCAUCCUCUGGAGGAAGAUGAUCAUAAGGACGGAGGAGGAGGAGGAGGAGGAGGAGGAGGAGGAGGAGGAGGAGGAGGAGGAGCGCGUGAUGACGGUGAGAGCGUAGAAGCAUCGCCUGGAAAGCAGGAGAAGUGGCAUCAUGCCAAAACGGGGUUAUCAUAUGCCAAUGGAGGGGUCAUGUCCCAGCGGAUUACCCCUGAGAGUCAAACAGAUGCAAAUGAGGAAGGCAGCCAUGAGAAGGGUCACGCCAUCGCUGAUGCUCGAACGAAAAAGGAAGAGCGGUCCGUGGAGAUGGCGGUGAUGGACACGAUAAGGAGGAGACAGGGUCAAGCUACCUCAACAUGCGAAGCCUGCGCUAAACUCACCGUGGAGAAAACAGAGAGCAAGGAGGGAGCUGUCGGAGUUAAGGAGGGUGAAGCUGGAACCCGAGUUGGCGUAAUCUGUUCGUCCAUGGUCUUCCCCUACGAAGAGCGGGACCACCAUGACACCUUGACACCAGGGCAGCGAGGAUCAUGUCUGGACAGAGGUAGGACAACGGACGACAUAGGGAAGAAGUGGGACAACGUCUUCCAGCAGUACAAGAAGGUGCAGCGUUACCAGAACAUGUCCGGCGGGAAGAACUUCUUCACAUUAACUCCUGCAACGAGAGCGGACAAGGGUUUCAACUUCCGAAUGGAUGAGCGAGUCUUCAAUGAGAUCGACAACAUGUCGAAAAAUAACAAGACCAUCUACCCGGACAACUUGGCAGACACGAGCGCACACGGAGGAGUGCCGCCAGCAAUGGAUGGUCACCGCCAGGCGGCCGUUGGUGGAGAGUCCUCUGCUGGUGGAGAGGGGGGUGAUGGCGUUGACGAAGAUGUGGGUUCAGCGCGGGAGACUGGGUUCAGUGCAGGGAGCACGGGGACUCCAGCGAAGAGGAAGAACAUGCGGCAGCAGACCUUCGAUGCCAUCGCCGAAGUCAUGGACAAACACGGUUCAUUGAUGGCGGACACGGUAGAGGGUGCGAGCAAACGGCAGUGUAGCAUCCUGGAGCGGCAGUGUAGCAUCCUGGAGCGGCAGUGUGACAUCCUCGACCGGGAGGUUGAAGCCCAGAAGCGCCAGUGUGACAUACUGGAGAGGCAUUACACGGCGUCCGAUGAGGCGAACAAGAUGAUGUGCACGGCGUUGAUGGAGAUUGCCAGAGCGAUAAGGGAUAGAUCUUGACGCCGGUGGCGUGAGGUUUGUCAAGCCGUUGAAGUGGAUUCGCCCGCGAUCUGGCCUGUCGCGAAAUGUGGUGCCGGUCCUCCAAACGA